This is a messenger RNA of Suillus paluster, 436 nucleotides long. RefSeq lists its product as uncharacterized. Bases 142 to 363 code for a protein of 73 amino acids. The record is from RefSeq and is a predicted model, not a curated record. The transcript has 2 exons. Lineage: Eukaryota; Fungi; Basidiomycota; Agaricomycetes; Boletales; Suillaceae.
GCGGAUCGCGGUUACAUGUUGACACGACAAUGACAGGCGGUCAGCCACACGGAAAAGGCCGACAAAACUGUAUAGUCGUUUGCAGCAGAAUAAGUUAUCGAGGUAGAGAGAUUUCAAAUAAGUCAGAACACCUUGGGUUCCAUGGCCAAUUUGCCACCAGCCCUCUUAUUUCUCUUCCUCGGCAUCACUACCCUCUCCGUCACCUGUCGUAGCGGCUGGGCUCAACUAGUGCAUGCUAAGAAGACCUACCACGCCGGCCGAUCGCAGUGUUUGCAGUCUACUAUGCAAGCACAAGAAGGACAUUUUCGUCACUGGCAGGUAUUGAUGCUGCAGAUAUUGACGCUGUCAAAGCAGCCACAAUGACGAGGACAAAGGAGAAACGCAUUGUUGGUGAGGAUGUGAUAUGGGAUCUUUAAAUCGAUGAUCCCAUAUCACA